UUUGCAGUUGAGGGAGAAAGAAAAAAUGGCUCAAAGCAUCUUGUCCAUGGCACAGAAUUUAGCUUUGAUGAUAUCAAAUGAAGCUGAUUUCCUCUCCGGAGUGCAUGAUCAGGCUCAAUCCUUAUGCAACGAGAUCAGAUUGAUGAGUUCUACACUAAGAGACGCCAAUGAGAAACGCAGAGCUGGAAAUGAGGUGGAAGAAUGGGUGAACCAGGUUAGGGAUGUUGUCCUGGAGGCAGAGGAUGUGAUUGAGUUCUUCAUCUUUCGAGCAGAGCAACAACGGCACAAGAACAUCAUAACCAGGUACAUCUACUACCCAAAUCAACUAUAUAAUCUCCACAAGUUAGGGAAAAAAAUGGAAAAUUUCAUUACAAAGAUCAACCAGCUUUCAGUUAGGAGAUCUACUUUGGGGCUUGCAACUUCAGAGGUUGCAGGGCAAAGUUCAGUUGGUAUGAUCACCAAUGAACAAGGCCAUCUAUCUUUUCGACGACGGGGAGAUCUUGUGGAAGAAUCCUUUGUCAUUGGAUUCGAAAAGGAAGAGAAUGAAAUAGUAAACACGUUGUUGAUACCCAUAGAGCCCCUACGGCCAUGUCUUACUGUUGUUUCAAUAGUAGGAAUGGGUGGUAGUGGAAAAACCACCCUUGCUAGAAAAAUCUACAAAAGGAUUGAUGUCAAGCAACACUUUCAGACUCGUGCUUGGAUUUCAGUCUCUCAGAAAUUUCAUUUAAAAGAUCUUCUCCAAGUCAUUAUAGAACAGAUCCAGCCCCUCACCUAUGAAGAGAAGAAGGAGCUGAAAGAGCUAGAUGUGGAAAGCUUGAUCCAUCUGCUCUCUAGUCACUUGAAAGAAAAAAACUACCUAAUUGUGUGUGAUGACUUAUGGAGGCCUGAAGAUUGGAGCCGGUUGAAACAAGCCCUCCCAGAUCAGGAAGAGUGUUAUCAAAGCAGGGUGUUGGUAACCACUCGCAAUGAAAUCGUAGCUAGAUGUGCGGAUCCCUCUACAACUCCCUAUUUCCAUCGCCUUUUGGAUGAAGAUGAGAGUUGGAAGCUCUUCUGGUCCAAGGUAAUGAUCAUUAAGGAUGCAGGUUGCCCUCAAGAUUUGGAGGAUUUGGGAAGGAAAAUUGUCCACAAGUGUCAUGGAUUGCCACUGGCUAUCGUUGUAUUAGGCGGUCUCUUAUCUAUUAAACCGAGGAAUCAUAUUGCUUGGUCCAAGGUUCUUGAUAGCAUAACUUGGGAGCUUAAUCGAAAUGAAGGGAAUUGCAAACAAAUAUUGGCUUUAAGUUAUACUGACCUUCCGGAUCAUUUGAAGCCUUGUUUCCUCUACUGGAGUCUUUUCCCAGAAGACUAUGAGAUUCGGCGUAGUAGGUUGAUAUGGCUAUGGGUGGCAGAAGGAUUCAUACAACCAAGGGGAUGCUUGAUGAUAGAAGAUGUGGCCGAGGAUUACUUGGAGGAGCUCAUCCAAAGAAGCAUAAUUCAAGCAACAAUCCGAAGUUAUGAUGGACGUGUCACAUUUCUUCGUAUCCAUGAUCUUAUUCGAGAUCUAGCAAUUUCGGAAGCUAAGCAGGAGAGGUUUCUUGAAGUUGUUGGGAGUGAUAGUUCGAUUUCCCUAAAUAAACUACGUCGGCUUUCCAUCAUUCAAUCUACUAGUGGAGGUACCUAUGAUAGUGCAACUAAUGCUCUAAAUCAAGGUACUAAAACAAAUCGUCCCCGCUCCUUACUGUGCUUCUCUAGAGAUGUUGCAAGAAACUUGUGGAUGAAAAAGUCUUUUUGUGGAGCCAUGAAACUACUUAGAGUCUUAGAUCUACAGGAUGUGCAUCUAAGUUCUAUACCUAGAAGGCUGCUUGAGCAGGUUGGAAAUCUCAUACUCCUCAAGUACUUGAGCCUACGUUCUACUGACAUGAAACAGCUUCCUUCUUCAAUAGGGGACCUGCAAAAUCUACAAACCAUGGAUUUAUCUUAUACUGAUCUCACACACUUGCCUGUGACAGUAACGAAACUGCAGCAACUAAGAAAUCUUGUUUUCAGUGGUUAUCUUGGACACGAUCCCUUCAGCUUCGAUUGCCCUCUCGAUCACAUGACGAAUCUGCGGACGCUAAUGCUAUAUGAAGGCAACUGGAUGAGUAGUCUAGACAAAUUGACUAAUCUAAGAUCACUAUCCAUCAAUUCAGCUAGAAGUCUUUCUCCAUAUAGAGAGGUAUUGUUAAAUGCCAUCCCCAAAUUGAACCAGCUUAGGGGAAUUUCUCUGACGUAUUUUGAAGGGAGAGAGGAGCCACUAGUACUUCCUACUUCAUUUUCUGAUCACUUGGAGCUCUACCAUAUAUCAUUAUAUGGAAUAAUUGGAAUUCAAGAUUUUCCCUCUAAUCUCACCACCUUGUUGUUGAGAUUUCAGAGAGGACAACAAAUGGAUGAACUGAUGAAAAACCUAAAGAAACUACCCAAACUAAGAUGCCUCAUCUUGAGACAAGCAUAUUUGGGAUCCAAAAUCAUUUUUUCGGUUGAUGGGUUUUUUCAACUUGAGGAAUUGGCAUUGAUUGAAUUAGAUGACUUGGAAGAGCUCACAGUGGAAGAAGGAGCAUUACCGAAUCUUAGGGUUUUGACAGUUAUAAGUUGUGGGUUAAAAAGGCUUCCAUGUGGGUUGAAACAAGUGAUCACUCUUCGGGAACUUACCUUGUUAGAUAUGUCAGUAGAGCUUCAAUAUAGGGUCCAAAAAGACUGGGGAGAAGAUUGGGAGAUCAUCAAACACAUACCUUCCAUUGAAACUGAAUCAGAAUUAAGUUAUGUUUGUUUACCAAAAUUUUAUAGUCAAUGGUGUUGAUACUUUGACUCUUAAAAUUCAUUUCUGUUUAGGAAUCCUUUUAUACUAUCAAGGAUUAUAGGGCAGUAAAGCUUUGUGCGUCUGAUUUCCUCUUCUAUGUAAUAAAGGAACUACUUUUUUUUUUGAA
Molecule: messenger RNA, 2939 nt
Organism: Macadamia integrifolia
Lineage: Eukaryota; Viridiplantae; Streptophyta; Magnoliopsida; Proteales; Proteaceae
Product: disease resistance RPP8-like protein 3
Exons: 1
Coding region: 26-2812 (928 amino acids)
Biological process (GO): defense response to other organism
Molecular function (GO): ADP binding
Source: RefSeq, a predicted model, not a curated record